AUGUCUGCAGUCACCAACGGUCACAGGAGCGAGGUCGAGCGGAUAGCGAACCACACCGAGGAGAAGCACCUGCCGGGCGGCUGGGUGGUACUGAAGUUUGGCGGCACGAGCGUGGGCAAGUUCGCGGAGAACAUUGCGGGCAUCGUCAAGGCCGGCAACCAGACCGACCGCGCCGCCAUUGUGUGUUCAGCGCGCAGCACCAAGAACAAGACGGAGGGCACCACCAACCGCCUGCUGCGCACCGCCCGCGCCGCCGAGAAGCAAGGCCACCGUGGCUACGACGACAUUGUCGAGGCCAUCCGCGCCGACCACGUGCAGGCCGCCGCUGCCACGCUGCGCAGCGCCGACAUCCUCGCAGCCUUCACUGCCGACGUCGACGCCGAGUGCGAGAGCCUGACCAAGAUCCUCGAGUCGGCGCAGCACCUGGAGGAGGUCACCAGCCGCGCUGAGGACAAGAUCAUUGCCAAGGGCGAGAAGCUCAGCUGCCGCUACAUGGCCGCUCUGCUCAAUGACCGCGGCACACCUGCCCAAUUCGUUGAUCUCGCCGACAUCGUCACCUUCCACACCCCGAAGAAGGGCCUAAAUGAGCAGUUCUAUGCAGACCUCGCUGCGGCCCUGGCCCGCGAGGUGGAGGCGUGCGGCGACAAGGUGCCCGUCAUCACGGGCUUCUUUGGCAACGUGCCCGGCGGCCUGCUGAACUCAAUUGGGCGUGGCUACACCGACCUGUGCGCUGCCCUGGUUGCCGUCGGCAUCAAGGCCAGGGAGCUGCAGAUCUGGAAGGAGGUCGAUGGCAUCUUCACCGCCGAUCCUCGCAAGGUCCCCACUGCGGCUCUGCUCCCCAGCGUCACGCCCUCCGAGGCUGCUGAGCUGACCUUCUACGGCUCCGAGGUUAUCCACCCCUUCACUAUGGAGCAGGUCAUUCGAGCCCGCAUCCCCAUCCGCAUCAAGAAUGUCAUGAAUCCGCGUGGUGCUGGCACCAUCAUCUUUCCCGAUAACUUGAAGACGCUGGGAUCACACUCUCCGCUUCGGGACGGCCUUUUCCGUACCCGCUCUUCGAGCGUUCUGACCUCGCUGAACACGCCCAAGCGCCCCACUGCUGUCACUAUCAAGCACAACAUUGUUGUUCUGAACGUCCACAGCAACAAGCGCACGCGUGCCCACGGCUUUUUGAUGAACAUCUUCAGCAUCCUCGACCGUUGGCACUUGUCGGUGGACCUCAUCUCUUCCUCUGAGGUACAUGUUUCAAUGGCCUUGCACUCCGAAUCUGCUCUGCUGAGCGGCGGUGGCGAAGACGAGUAUAGAAUCCAGGACAAGGACCUUCAAGGUGCCGUCAACGAUCUCGGCGAAUUGGGUGCGAUUGACAUUGUGCCUGAUAUGGCCAUUGUAAGCUUGGUCGGAAAGCAGCUCAAGAACAUGAUUGGCAUCAGUGGCAAGUUCUUCAGCGUGCUUGGUAAGAAUAACAUCAACAUCGAGAUGAUCUCGCAGGGUGCUAGCGAGAUCAACAUCUCUUGUGUCAUUGAGGAGCGCGAGGCAGACCGCGCUCUCAACGUUGUCCACACAAAUCUUUUCACUUUCCUCGAAUAG
This is a messenger RNA of Boeremia exigua, 1584 nucleotides long. Its product is annotated as aspartate kinase-like protein. NCBI's taxonomy places the organism in Eukaryota, Fungi, Ascomycota, Dothideomycetes, Pleosporales, Didymellaceae. The transcript is spliced from 2 exons. The coding region runs from base 1 to 1584 and encodes 527 amino acids. The record is from RefSeq and is a predicted model, not a curated record. Gene Ontology annotation, biological process: amino acid biosynthetic process. Gene Ontology annotation, molecular function: aspartate kinase activity.